AUGGCGCCCAACGUUUUUCUUCUUCAAGGCGGUGUUGCUCUGAUACAUGACGCGAACAACCACAUUGUUCCUACUAAAUCUGACAUUCUUGUGGAAGAUGGCAGAAUCACAAGAAUCGCGCGAGACAUUAGGCGGUCUGAGGCAGUCGAAAUCAUCGAUUGCACCGACAAGAUCAUCAGCCCAGGCUUCAUCGAUACCCAUCGUCAUGGCUGGCAAACGCAGCUCAAAGGCAGGCAUGCGAAUGAGAGCCUGAUCGAGUACAUGGUUACUGGCAACUCACAGAAUUUCCAGUACUCACCCGAGGAUGUCUUCUACGGUCAGGUCGCGGGUAUGCUGGAAAGUAUCGCUGCUGGCACAACUACAGUAGUUGACCACGCACACAUAACCCGCUCACCAGAGCACGCCAAGUCUGCUAUCGCGGCUACUGCAUCUUCUGGCAUCCGAUCCGUAUUCUGCUAUACCCCACUGAUGCUCAUCACUCAAUUCAAUCCCCUCACUUUCCAUCCAAAUCCUUUCGAAGACUGGGUCAUGCAAACCUUUGACGAACUAGCCGACAGCGGGCCUUGGGGAGAUGGAAGAGUAGCCCUAGGAUUCGCUUUUGACUUUUGGUUUCUACCCGUGGAUAUGGUCAAAGGUAUAUUUGCCAGAGUGGGUGCGAAGGGUGUCAAGACAAUUACCUGUCACGGGUCUGUCUCGCUGGGGCUCAAUGUGAUACAGCAAGCAUCAAGCCUUGAUCUGCUAGAUGAGAAGAUCAUCAUUUCGCAUGGUGGUACGAUCUUGGAGGCUGAUGCCGAGCUUUUGAAGGCUGCUGGGGCAUUCGUGAGUUCCACUCCUAGUACUGAACUCCAGAUGGCCAUGGCGAGGCCUUAUUGCUUCGAUGCCUCCUUCCAAGAUGGAGGUGUAAGCGGCGAUUCAAUCGGAUUGCAGGACAACUCCGCGCUUGGCGUCGAUUGCCAUUCUUGCACUGCCGGCUCCAUCAUCUCUGAGGCAAGGCUUGGCCUACAAAACGCGCGAAACCAUUACAACGAAUACUACAUGAAGCAAGACAUGAUCCCACGUUCUCUUCCCGACAGUCUCAGUGUCGAGGCCGCAUUCAAUUUGGCAACAAUCAAAGGUGCCGAGGCCGUAAACAUGAGCAGCGAGAUUGGACGUAUCGCGGAAGGCUACAAGGCAGAUCUAGUCAUCUUUGAUGCCCUCAGUCCUAGCAUGGUCGGCGCAGCACAGCAUGAUCCAAUCGCCGCAAUUAUCCUGCACUCGAGCCCGGCAGAUAUCGAGACUGUCAUUGUUGACGGUAUCGUGAGGAAGAGGGAUGGAAAGCUGUUGCCAAUACAAGUAGACAGUAGCGCGAAGGUGAGUGUGGGCAACGACACUCUAGACUGGGCAAGCGUUGCCAAAAAGAUUAUAUCGAGCAGGAAGAAGAUGCAAAAGGAGAUAGAUCAGAUCGACUUCAAAGAAGCAUUCGAUUCGAUCGUCAAAGCAUUUCAAGUUGAUGAGAAGAAAUUGGUAGGCUGA
This is a messenger RNA of Alternaria atra, 1512 nucleotides long. RefSeq lists its product as uncharacterized. The transcript has 2 exons. Bases 1 to 1512 code for a protein of 503 amino acids. The record is from RefSeq and is a predicted model, not a curated record. Gene Ontology annotation, molecular function: hydrolase activity, acting on carbon-nitrogen (but not peptide) bonds. NCBI's taxonomy places the organism in Eukaryota, Fungi, Ascomycota, Dothideomycetes, Pleosporales, Pleosporaceae.